Molecule: messenger RNA, 5278 nt
Organism: Pecten maximus
Lineage: Eukaryota; Metazoa; Mollusca; Bivalvia; Pectinida; Pectinidae
Exons: 5
Coding region: 113-646 (177 amino acids)
Source: RefSeq, a predicted model, not a curated record
GGAUGACUGCCACGAAAAUGCAGACUGUAUAGACCUUCCGGAGCUGUACAGGUGUGAGUGCAGAUCUGGCUUCUCUGGAAAUGGCACCUACUGCAGAGAUAACUGCAAAGACAUGUGCAGUGGCCAUGGAGAGUGUCGUAAAGAUGAGGAUGGCACAGCGUUUUGUGUGUGUAACGGGGGGUACACAGGGAACAACUGUCAAACAGCAGAGGGUGGACUUUUAACCAUCACUACUGUCAGUGGUGUUGGAGCAUCUCUCAUUCUAUUCACUGCUGCAGUCGUCAUCAUCUUCUGUGUCCUCAAAAGACGUCGAGCUAAUGAUAAGGACGAGAAUGAAUAUCAGGGCCUCAGUAUUGGUCGUGUCCACCGUGAAGAUGAAAUAGUCAUCUACCCCAAUGUGAUGCCAGUUCGCCUAAACCCUAUGUACCUCGGAGACUCGGAUGAUCCAACCCAUCCUGUCCGAUCCACCCCAAGCAUUGACCUUGAGAGUCCAUGGAGCUUACACCGUACUGGGGACGAACCUGAACUUUGGAGGAAUCCGUCACUAUCAUCAGACUCCUCACAGGAGCCUCAAAUCCGCCAGACACACUUCAACCUCAACCAUUCUGUUGAUGGCAAUUUUGACAUAUCAGAAUCCUACUUCUGAAAGAAAGCACAUGAAUUCAAGAGUUUGGCGACAAUAGUAGUCUACAACUGCCCUGUCAGUUGCUGAUGUUCUUCAGGUUCCUUAGGCAGUACUAUUGCCUCACCAUGGCAACAAGUUCACAGCCAAAGGGAGAGCGUCCUCCGGUCAAAGAUAGACCAAUCCCAGGAGACUGGAAGCCAUACCAUUCACAGUGGACAUGUGGCAGUGAUGGACCACAACCUGGCGAUAAGGUCAAGGAUGGAUGGACAACGCCCUUAGGACAAGAACAAGGGUUGACCACUACCUGGGGACAAGGACAAGGGUGGACCACAACCUGGCGAUAAGGUCAAGGGUUGACCACAACCUAGUGAUAAGGUCAGAGGGGGACAACACCCUUAGGACAAGAACAAGGGUUGACCACAACCUGGGGACAAGGACAAGGGUUGACCACAACCUGGGGACAAGAACAAGGGUGGACCACAACCUGGGGAUAAGGUCAAGGAUGGAUGGACAACGCCCUUAGGACAAGAACAAGGGUUGACCACAACCUGGGGACAAGAACAAGGGUUGACCACUACCUGGGGACAAGGACAAGGGUUGACCACAACCUGGGGACAAGGACAAGGGUUGACCACAACCAGGGGACAAGAACAGGGGUUGACCACUACCUGGGGACAAGGACAAGGGUUGACCACAACCUGGGGACAAGGACAAGGGUUGACCACUACCUGGGGACAAGGACAAGUGUGGACCACAACCUGGGGACAAGGUCAAGGGUUGACCACAGCCUGGGGACAAGAACAAGGGUUGACCACAACCUGGGGACAAGGGUUGACCACAACCUAGGAACAAGGACAAGGGUUGACCACAACCUGGGGACAAGGACAAGGGUUGACCACUACCUGGGGACAAGGACAAGGGUUGACCACAACCUGGUGAUAAGCUCAGGGAUGGACCCCAACCUGGGGAUAAGAUCUAAGACACCCUUGAGACAAUGUCAGCGAUGGACCACUUUUUGAGGAAGAAGUUGAGAAUGUUGAACCACAUGAUUACCAAGUGUCCUACAGCCCAACCUAGUACAGGUCACAUCCACAAAAAUUAAAAAAUGUCCUACGGCUAAACCUGGUAUAGGCCACAUUCACCAUUAUUACAGAGGAAAUGCCCUAUUGUGUAACCUCAUGCAAACCACAUCUGGUUUAGUCCAACACAACGAUUACAGAUGAAGUUUCCACUGGCCUAGUAACCUGAUACAGGCCACAACCACAAUGAUUACAGGCAAAGUGUCUACAGCAUAACCCGGAACAGGCCACAACCACGAUUACAGGCAAAAAUUAAGCCUUAAGUGAUUACAGAUGUAUUUCAUGACCUGAGAACAUAUCACAGUGGCGAGUCCUGCCAUUUACUAGAUAAUGAAGCAUUUAAUAAAAGAUUAUUUUUCAGAUGUAAAAUUGAGUGUCUGAUCGUAUUAUAGUGUUUCUGGGUGUAUAUAGAGUGUCUGAUCGUGUUAUGGUGUUUGUGGGUGUAUAGAGAGUGUCUGAUCGUGUUACGGUGUUUCUGGGUUUAUAUAGAGUGUCUGAUCGUGUUACGGUGUUUCUGGGUGUAUACGGAGUGUCUGAUCGUGUUACGGUGUUUCUGGGUGUAUAUAGAGUGUCUGAUCGUGUUACGGUGUUUCUGGGUGUAUACGGAGUGUCUGAUCGUGUUACGGUGUUUCUGGGUGUAUAUAGAGUAUCUGAUCGUGGUAGUGUUUCUGGGUGUAUAAUUGAGUCUUUUUUCUUUUUCUUUUUGUGUAUUAUGGAGUAUUUUUUUGUGUAUACUAAAGUAAGUUUGACUGGUAGGGUGAGCUGUAUUGUGUUUAAUUUGUUACAGCUGCUGCCUUAUGCUUUCUUAUAAAUUGUUAGUUAAUUUUAUUGAUUAAUUGUAAAGUGAUGAAGAUUUAUUUUGACACUUAUGACUGUACAUGUGGUUUUUUGUAGAACUUUGAUGCCCUGCCUAUAUGCCAUACAGGUAGUUUAGUUUUGUACAUAUUAUAAACAAAUACUCAUUAAACACCAAUAUGAAAGUUUUCUUUUCUGCUCAUAAUACAUGCACAUGUAUAUAUUAUGCAUCUAAAUAUGAGCAUAUAUUGUAUAUAAGUUUAGAGGUCGACUCAUCAGUUUUGGCUGAUGUGAAUUUUCUUACAACAUAGUUGUUAAAAGGUUGCUUUCCAAAAACUGAGACUUCCCUAUUUAUUAUCAAUACGAUCGGGAAAUCGGGCAGGGAGUCUGAAAUUUAGAGAUAACCCUAUUUAUUAUCAAUACGAUCGGGAGAUGGGACAGGGAGUCUGAAUUUAGAAAUGAUCCUUUUUGUUAUCAAUACAAUUGGGAGAUGGGACAGGGAGUCUGAAAUUUAGAGAUUAUCCUUUUUGUUAUCAAUACAAUCGGGAAAUCGGGCAGGGAGUCGGACAUAGAGAGACUUCCCUAUAUAUUAUCAAUAUGAUCGGGAGAUGGGACAGGGAGUCUGAAAUUGAGAAACUGGCAACUAAAUCAGGGAUAGUUGGCAGGUAUGAAUGUGUAUGUUUACCAGUUUUAGAAGCCACGCCUGGCAUAUCUUUUAUGUCUUACACUUGUUACGUAGGUUUGUUUGUAGAUACAGGUGUGUGUACAUGAAGAAUAUCAAUAUAGACUGUCCAGUAUGACUGAUAUAAAAUGUAACAAACUAAUGUGAAGCAUGUUAACAAAUGUUAUAAUUGGGAUCAUACCAGUAUGUAUAAUGAAGAUGGAUAUGUGUUUGUGUAUGUACCAGGUUAUAUGUGGAGUAUUUGGGAUAUGUGUGUAUACCAUUUUAUAUAUAAGUGUUUAGGAUGUACAUGUACCUGGUCAUCAGUGAUACUAGUAUAGUGUGAGAAUGCAAGCAUUUGUGAUAUAUCCUCACACAAAAAGUGUGACAAGUGUACAUGAUAUUUAGUAAUGAUUUCAUUGAUAUAUGUGACAAUAAGUUACACAAUAUGGAGACAUCAAUACAGGAUAGGGAACAAAAACACAUGAUAAAAAAAGAUGUCAAUAACAACACUGCUUGAUUAAUUCAACUAUAAUGAAAAUAUGGAAAGCCCUGUUCAGAAUGUAUAUCUUGUUGGAUAUGGCUUUUAUGUAGAAUGAACUCCUAGUUAUAUAGGUAGUAAGUAUCCUGUAGAGAAUAACUAUAUUCCGGUGAGGUUGAUAUUUUGGUGCCAUGUCAUAGUAUAAAUUGUUCAUUUUUGACAUACUUAUAUUUUUUUGUAGUUUGUGCCAAAUUUGAGCAUGGUUAUUUGAUGUGAGAGUGUUUAUUACAAGUAAAGAUAUUUGUUUUUCUGAUGUCAUUAGUUUGUGUACAGGUUAUACCAGUAAUAGGGUUUUUAUCAAUGGAAAUCCACUGUAGAUAUUGAACACAUUGAAGUGUUUAUGAGAUCACAACUUUUCCUCAUGUUUCAUAUCCUAAGAAUGACUUUGGCAUCUACAUUUUCAUUAAUAGUCAUACAUAUCAGAUUUCUGGCUUAACCAGAUGGUGCUGCUCUCAUCUGAUGGACACUCAGGAGUAUUUAUGAUUAAUUCUCUCAUCAUUCAUCUAUGGUCUUACAUAUUUCCUGAACAUUUACCAGAUUUUGUUUGAUUAUCAAUAUUUAGCAGCUUGCCAUAGAGGUAGGAUCUACACACAUGUUGUUUCUUCAUCAUAGAAUCAACACACAAGUUAUGUCCGUCAUCAUAGAAUCAACACACAAGUUAUGUCCGUCAUCACAGAAUCAACACACAAGUUAUGUCGUCAUCAUAGAAUCAACACACAAGUUAUGUCCGUCAUCACAGAAUCAACACACAAGUUAUGUCCGUCAUCAUAGAAUCAACACACAAGUUAUGUCCGUCAUCAUAGAAUCAACACACAAGUUAUGUCCGUCAUCAUAGAAUCAACACACAAGUUAUGUCUCUCAUCACAGAAUCAACCCACAACUUAUGUCCGUCAUCAUAGACUCAACAUACAAUUUAUGUCCGUCAUCAUAGAAUCAACACACAAGUUAUGUCUGUCAUCAUAGAAUCAACACACAAGUUAUGUCCGUCAUCACAGAAUCAACACACAAGUUAUGUCCGUCGUCAUAGAAUCAACAAACAAGUUGUGUGUCAUCAGAGAAUCAACACACAAGUUAUGUCCGUCAUCAUAGAAUCAACACACAAGUUAUGUCCAUCAUCACAGAAUCAACAUAUGAGUUAUGUUUGUCAUAGAAUCAACAUGCAAGCUUUGUCUGUCAUCAUAGAAUCAACACAUAAGGUAAUAAUUUAUGUGUCAUCAUAGAUCAAUAUACUUGUUAAAAACAUACGAAUCGCACAAAGGAAAUAAAAAUCUUUGAAUCAGUCUGAACUAGUGACAUCAGGAAAUAUUUAAUAUAAGCCUCUGUUGGAACAGAAAAUGUGAUACUCUUGUGUAUGGACUUUUGAAUGUGCAAUGCAUUGGAUGAUACUGUUGUUAUAUAUUUAUUUAUGGCAUGCUCGAUGCAAUCACAGUGCUACACACUUGUACAUAACUAUACUAUGGCCUUAUAUAUCUCAAAUUAUUUUUAAUAUGAGAGACUGAAUAUUGUACAUCAGAUGUAUAGAUCAAAAUCAAACGUGUUACUGAUGUAGAUCACUCAAUAAAAUCAUUAUUAUGUGU